AUGAUGGCUAUCUCAAGGCGUCAAAUAUUACGCCUUUUAAGGGUCCGUAAUCUUCUAAUGCUGACUCUGAUAGCUUUACUGCUGUACAUAGUUAAAUUACUGAACAACCUAGAUGCUGGCAACCAAUUCUCAAAUCAAGCUCUUGAAGUGAUCCGCGCACCACUGAGGUUCCGACAGGAUAAAGACCUUUUUGUACCAGCUAAAUUAAAUAAAAUCGACUGGCAUGACUAUGUUUUGUUAGAUCAUGAAAGGAAACGAGUGGGUAUCGGUGAACACGGAAAACCAGCAUUUUUGCCAAAAUCUGAAAGUGAACACGAAAAGGCGUUAUAUUCUGUGAAUGGUUUCAAUGGUGCGCUGAGUGACAAAAUUCCACUGAAUCGUUCUCUUCCCGACAUUCGGCAUAGUAAAUGUGCGACGAGACUGUACAUUGCGUCUUUGCCUACUGUGAGCGUUGUGGUUCCCUUCCACAACGAGCAUUGGAGUACGUUGCUCAGGACUGCCUUUAGUGCGCUGCUCCGUUCACCCAGCACUCUGUUGAGGGAAGUUAUUCUAGUCGACGAUGCGAGUACCAAAGAUUUUUUAAAGGAGAAAUUAGAAGUAUAUUUAGCAGAACAUAUGCCGAAGGUGAAAGUCAUAAGGCUGGAGAAGCGAAGUGGACUUAUCACGGCUCGUCUAGCCGGUGCGAAGGUAGCCACGUCUGAUGUACUGGUCUUCCUGGAUUCCCACACCGAAGCCAAUGUCAACUGGUUGCCGCCACUACUAGAACCGAUAGCCUUGGACUACCGAACAGUUGUUUGUCCGUUCAUUGACGUGAUUGCAUACGACACAUUUGAGUACCGCGCACAAGAUGAAGGCGCCAGAGGUGCUUUUGAUUGGGAGUUCUUCUACAAACGGCUGCCUAUACUGCCCAAGGACGAAAAGAAUAUGCCUGAACCUUUCGAGAGUCCUGUAAUGGCCGGUGGUUUGUUCGCGAUAUCACGCAAGUUUUUCUGGGAGCUCGGUGGAUACGAUCCUGGUUUGGACAUCUGGGGGGGAGAGCAGUAUGAGCUUAGUUUUAAGAUAUGGCAAUGCGGUGGUCGCAUGAUAGACGCGCCAUGUUCCCGCGUCGGUCACAUCUACCGCAAGUUCGCGCCCUUCCCCAAUCCUGGACAUGGUGACUUUGUGGGCAAAAAUUACCGCCGUGUAGCCGAAGUGUGGAUGGACGAGUACGCGCAGUUUCUGUACGCGAGACGUCCUCACUAUCGGACCAUUGAUCCAGGCGACAUCUCCGAGCAGAAGGCGCUGCGAGAGCGACUGCAAUGCAAGUCUUUUAGGUGGUUCAUGACGCAGAUCGCAUUUGAUCUAACAGCGAAGUACCCGACGAUAGAGCCGAAACCAUUCGCUAAAGGACGUGUGCGACCAGUAGCCAAUCCGAACGUAUGUAUAGACGCGCGCGACGGUGAGAGGCUCGAGAGACUGAGCAUCACGGACUGUGCUGACGUCAUCGACCCUGAACAGAACUUCAUCUUCUCCUGGCAUAAGGAUGUCAAAGUAUUAUCCCGCAACAUGUGUUGGGAUCUCCCUGAGACCGCGGCCCAGAGUCCUAUAAAGCUGUUCUCCUGCCAUCUUGGUGGUGGCAAUCAGUUGUGGAAGUACCUAACGGACACGAAACAAAUAAAGCAUGGUUCAGGUGAACACUGCAUAGACUGGAAUCAAAGAACAAGAGAUCUAUUUAUCAACACCUGUGACCUUGCCAGCGAAACCCAGCGGUGGAUAGUGGAUACCGUGGACAACGAAAUGAUGGCCAAGUGGAGCUUAGCAAAGACAAGAGUCACUGGACCUAUAGAAGACCCCUAA
Molecule: messenger RNA, 1836 nt
Organism: Spodoptera littoralis (African cotton leafworm)
Lineage: Eukaryota; Metazoa; Arthropoda; Insecta; Lepidoptera; Noctuidae
Source: the annotation of a GenBank genome assembly